GCGGUGUACUCAUCUGUUUUUUAUGGUGUGUAGUGAAUUAGAGAGUUUUUUAUUGUUUUAAAAUAAAUACAAAUGCAGCCAAAGAUGUUUCAGUGGAAUGAACUCCAAACUAAUCAGUUAGUGAAAAGUUAUAAGAAAUGUCCUUACCUUAUAGACCCCAAUCACAAACUUUACAACGAUAAAACAAUGAGGAACUUUGCUGAGCAGAGUAUAUUAAAGGACAUGCAGUUUUUAAGACCAGAAAUAACACUUAGUGAUAUUCAAAAUAAAUUUGAAUCAUUGCGGGCGACUCAUUUUCAAGACAGAGAUAUGGAACAUGAUCAAACAGAUUCUAAGAUUUUUAGAGAGUCUCCAAAUUCUUUAAGUGCUCCAAAUAAUUUCCGUUCCAAGUCCUGUUCUUCUCUUAAGCCUUUGAAACGCAAAAGAAAGGACUCUGAAUCCGAGGCUGCUGCGGAAAAUGUCAGAGCAAUGGAACAUUUCUUUGGCAAAUAUGUCGCAUCCAGUCUCAAAAACAUGUCCGAAAUAAAUAAAGUUGAAGCUAUAAACGAAAUAAAUGCAACACUGUACAAGUACUCCAGAAAAUUAGAGACAACGUUAGAUAGUGAGGAUAACCUAUUUCAAAUAACAAUUUGUAAAUGAUUUUGUUUUUUAAAUGUUUGAUCAAAGUAAGGAUAACCUAUUUCAAAUAACAAUUUGUAAAUGAUUUU
This is a messenger RNA of Brassicogethes aeneus, 707 nucleotides long. The record is from the annotation of a GenBank genome assembly. Lineage: Eukaryota; Metazoa; Arthropoda; Insecta; Coleoptera; Nitidulidae.